Plasmodium malariae is the source of this 1380-nucleotide messenger RNA. Its product is annotated as WD repeat-containing protein, putative. The record is from RefSeq and is a predicted model, not a curated record. The transcript has a single exon. Gene Ontology annotation, molecular function: protein binding. Gene Ontology annotation, cellular component: nuclear pre-replicative complex. NCBI's taxonomy places the organism in Eukaryota, Apicomplexa, Aconoidasida, Haemosporida, Plasmodiidae. Bases 1 to 1380 code for a protein of 459 amino acids. Gene Ontology annotation, biological process: rRNA processing; DNA-templated DNA replication.
AUGGAACAUAAUAAAAUAUUGCUUGUUUAUGAGAAUAACGAAAUACUUCUCGUUAACUUAGAUAACGAAAGGUGUGAAAACAGAUUUGAGGAGAAAUCUAUAAAAGAUGACGAAAAGAAAAUAUGUAUGCUUAAAAACGGAAAUUUUCUUAUUUUAAAUGCAAACAAGAAAAUUAUAUCCUUAUAUAAGUUAUCUACAAAAAAUAGUUCAAUUUGUACGAGAUAUGUACGUGUGCAUUUAAAUGUACUUAAAUUAACAAAAAAUGAAAAAAUAAUUUUUGGAGGUGACAAAACAGGAAAUGUGUACAUAUGGUCAGCUAUUACAGGAUUAUUAAUAAAUUCAUUUCAAGCACAUUUUGGUAUUAUUAAAGAUAUAUUAAUUGAUCAAACAGUAAAUGUUAUAUAUACAUAUAGUGAUGACAAUAUUAUACAUGUGUAUAAUUUACCUGACUUGUUUAGAAAAAAAAAUAAAAUAAAACCGAUGCUGUUUUAUCAACACAAUAUAAAUUCAAGUAUAAAACAAAUUAUUUCUGUAAGUCCAAAUUGUUACGAUACCUAUUACACUUUAAUAUCUUUAACAAGUAAUGGAGAGAUAACUAUUUGGGGGUUAAAAUCAAAAGAAGCUAUGCAUGUUUUAAAAACGAACACAGAAAAUUGCACAUACGUAUGUACAAAUGACCCAUUCAAUACACACAUAUAUUUAUGUAAAGGAAAUAAAAUAUAUCGUAUACCAUUUGCUAAGAUCGGCAAUUAUGGGGAACAUAAGGAGAACAAUUGCAGCAAUGUACGAAACAAAUGUGAUAUGCGGCUUACUGAAUAUAGCGAUUAUGUACAAAUAAAAAAGGGAAGAAAGAAGGAAGAAAAAAAGGAGGAAGCAAAGGAGGAAGAAAAAGAAGAGAAUAAAAAAGAAGAGGAUAUUUCUACAAAUGAUGCUCCUCCAAGGGAUCCUUCUUCAAAUUUUGACCAAAAAACCAUUUUAAAAAAGGAUAGUUCGAAUGAAUUGCGCUUGAAUUUAAAAAAUUGUACAGUAUUUAUAGGUCAUAAAAAUGAUGUUAUCAAAUGCUAUGUUAACGAUAAAAAACAAAUAAUGAUAUCUUUAGCUAAAGAUGGAAUAAAAUUAUGGGAUAUAUAUAAUUGUUAUGCUAUAAAAAAUUUGAAAUAUGGUGAGAAUAUAGCUAAUUUUUAUAUACCAACAUUUAUAUGUUCUUCGUAUUUAAUAGACUUUCCAAAUUUGCUUGUUGAAUAUGAGGAUGACAUAAAAAUAAAUAUUAUGAAAGAGGUGAAUCAUAAUAUUUCUCAAACACCUUGUAUUCCUUUUUUAAAUCAAGAUGAAAAUAUCUUAAUUAACAUGGCAACUAUGUUUGCAGGGCAUCAAAUUUGA